AUGAGCAAUCGAGAGAACAAAACAGCUCGUGACUCGAAGGAUGCAACAAAAACUGGGGCUGGCACUUAUGAUGAGCACGAGAGACCAAUUAGGUCACGUGAUUCCAGUAGCCGAGAAGCUGGAGGUGGAACGACUGCAAGAAAAGAGCACCGAGAUGACAGUGGGCGCAAUAGUUCAACAGCUAUCAGUAAGAAGGGUGGAGAGGAGAAGAGAGGAAAAGGGUUCCACCGGAUGUCCAGGAGCAACUCCUCCAUCGGAGCCUCCUUAGAUCUCCUCACAGCUCAGCAGGAAGUCGCAGGACAGAAGCAGGUGAACAAGGAGGAGGCUAGGCGUCUGAAGCAAUUGUCUUUCAAGUUGGAACAGGAGAGGAAACUCAUCAACCAACACAGAGCUAAUCUAGAGAAAGACAAGGAGAUGCGCAAAAUAGAGUAUAAGCCAGUGUCGGGAAACAGUCUGGUUCUAUCGAAAGAGUGCAAUGAAGCUGAUCCAAUAAAUUAA
Messenger RNA from Symsagittifera roscoffensis, 498 nucleotides. RefSeq lists its product as uncharacterized. The transcript has 4 exons. NCBI's taxonomy places the organism in Eukaryota, Metazoa, Xenacoelomorpha, Acoela, Convolutidae. Bases 1 to 498 code for a protein of 165 amino acids. The record is from RefSeq and is a predicted model, not a curated record.